This is a messenger RNA of Odobenus rosmarus divergens (Pacific walrus), 3862 nucleotides long. It is a transcript of the gene SIN3B, whose product is annotated as SIN3 transcription regulator homolog B (yeast). The record is from RefSeq and is a predicted model, not a curated record. Gene Ontology annotation, biological process: negative regulation of transcription by RNA polymerase II. The coding region runs from base 1 to 3456 and encodes 1151 amino acids. Gene Ontology annotation, molecular function: transcription corepressor activity. Lineage: Eukaryota; Metazoa; Chordata; Mammalia; Carnivora; Odobenidae. Gene Ontology annotation, cellular component: chromatin. The transcript is spliced from 20 exons.
AUGGCGCAUGCUGGCGGCGGCAGCAGCGGCGGCGGCGGGGGCCCCGCGGGCCGGGGGCUGAGCGGCGCCCGCUGGGGUCGCUCGGGCUCCGCGGGUCACGAGAAGCUGCCGGUGCACGUGGAGGACGCCCUCACCUACCUGGACCAGGUGAAGAUCCGCUUCGGCAGCGACCCUGCCACCUACAACGGCUUCCUGGAGAUCAUGAAGGAGUUCAAAAGCCAGAGCAUCGAUACGCCUGGAGUCAUCCGACGCGUGUCGCAGCUCUUCCACGAACACCCUGACCUCAUUGUUGGAUUCAACGCUUUCCUUCCCCUCGGGUACAGAAUAGACAUUCCCAAGAACGGCAAGUUAAACAUACAGUCGCCUCUGUCCAGCCAGGAGAAUUCGCACAACCACAGCGACUGUGCAGAGAACUUCAAGCCACAGAUGCUGUAUAAGGAGGACAAGCCGCAGGUGCCCUUGGAGUCAGAUUCCGUGGAGUUCAACAACGCCAUCAGCUACGUGAACAAGAUUAAGACCCGUUUUCUGGACCACCCAGAGAUCUACAGGUCAUUCCUGGAGAUCCUGCACACUUACCAGAAGGAGCAGCUGAGCACAAAGGGCCGGCCAUUCCGCGGCAUGUCUGAGGAGGAGGUGUUUACCGAGGUGGCCAACCUCUUCCGGGGCCAGGAGGACCUGCUGUCCGAGUUUGGACAGUUCCUGCCUGAAGCCAAGCGGUCCCUGUUCACAGGAAAUGGGCCGUGUGAAAUGAACAGUGUCCAGAAGAGUGAACAUGAGAAGAAUCUGGAACACAGCAAAAAGCGCUCUCGGCCCUCGCUCCUCCGUCCGGUGUCUGCACCAGCCAAGAAGAAAAUGAAACUCCGAGGUACCAAAGACCUGUCCAUCGCUGCCGUGGGGAAGUAUGGCACCCUGCAGGAGUUUUCCUUCUUUGACAAGGUUCGCAGGGUACUGAAGAGCCAGGAGGUCUACGAGAACUUCCUCCGCUGCAUCGCGCUCUUCAACCAGGAGCUUGUGUCCGGCUCCGAGCUCCUCCAGCUCGUCAGCCCGUUUCUCGGGAAAUUUCCAGAACUCUUUGCACAGUUCAAGUCCUUCCUGGGGGUGAAAGAGCUGUCAUUUGCCCCGCCCAUGAGCGACAGAUCCGGGGAUGGAAUAAGCCGGGAAAUUGACUACGCGUCUUGCAAGCGCAUUGGAUCCAGCUACCGAGCGCUCCCCAAAACCUACCAGCAGCCCAAGUGCAGUGGGAGGACGGCCAUCUGCAAGGAGGUAGUGCUCCCUGGCGGCUCCUGUCAGCUUACGUGGUGCAUCACAGAAUUCAAGAGUGCUUGCUGGAUUUCAGGAUAUAGAGUGCUGAACGACACCUGGGUCUCUUUCCCCUCCUGGUCCGAGGACUCCACCUUCGUCAGCUCCAAGAAGACCCCCUACGAAGAGCAGCUGCACCGUUGUGAGGAUGAGCGUUUUGAGUUAGAUGUUGUCCUGGAGACCAACCUGGCCACGAUCCGCGUGUUGGAAAGUGUGCAGAAGAAGCUCUCGCGGAUGGCACCUGAAGACCAGGAGAAGUUCCGGCUGGACGACUGUCUGGGGGGCACAUCGGAGGUGAUCCAGCGCCGCGCCAUCCACCGCAUUUACGGUGACAAGGCUCCAGAGAUCAUCGAGAGCCUCAAGAAAAACCCUGUCACUGCCGUCCCCGUCGUCCUGAAAAGGCUGAAGGCCAAGGAGGAGGAGUGGCGGGAGGCCCAGCAGGGCUUCAACAAGAUCUGGCGGGAGCAGUACGAGAAGGCGUAUCUCAAGUCCCUGGACCAUCAGGCCGUAAACUUCAAACAGAACGACACCAAGGCCCUUCGCUCCAAGAGCUUACUCAACGAGAUCGAGAGCGUCUAUGACGAGCACCAGGAGCAGCACUCCGAGGGCCGUAGUGCCCCCUCCAGCGAGCCGCACCUCAUCUUCGUGUAUGAGGACAGGCAGAUCCUGGAGGAUGCGGCCGCCCUCAUCAGCUACUACGUGAAGCGGCAGCCAGCCAUCCAGAAGGAGGACCAGGGCACCAUCCACCAGCUGGUGCACCAGUUCGUGCCCAGCCUCUUCUUCUCCCAGCAGCUGGACCUGGGCGCGUCUGAGGACUCCGCCGAUGAGGGCCGGGGGAGCCCCCAGGGCCAGAGCGCUGACCCCGCUGACCGGAAGAAGCCAGCGCCAGGGCCACAGAGCAGCCCCCCGGAGGAGAAGGGGGCCGUGGGCGAGCCGCCGGCCGCCGAGCAACCACCACAGCAGCACAAGCCCCUGGACGAUGUGUAUAGCCUCUUCUUCGCCAACAACAACUGGUACUUCUUCCUGCGCCUCCACCAGACUCUCUGCUCCAGGCUGCUGAAGAUCUACCGCCAGGCGCAGAAGCAGCUCCUGGAGUAUCGGACCGAGAAGGAGCGGGAGAAGCUGCUCUGUGAGGGCCGCCGUGAGAAGGGCAACGACCCAGCCAUGGAGCUGCGGCUGAAGCAGCCAAGUGAGGUGGAGCUGGAGGAGUACUACCCGGCCUUCCUGGACAUGGUGCGGAGCCUGCUGGAGGGCAGCAUCGACCCCACGCAGUACGAGGACACGCUGCGUGAGAUGUUUACCAUCCACGCCUACGUGGGCUUCACCAUGGACAAGCUGGUGCAGAGCAUCGCCAGGCAGCUGCACCACCUCGUGAGCGACGACGUCUGUCUGAAGGUGGUGGAGCUCUACCUGAACGAGAAGAAGCGGGGUGCCGCGGGGGGGAACCUGUCCUCCCGCUGCGUGCGCGCCGCCAGGGAGACUAGCUACCAGUGGAAGGCCGAGCGGUGCAUGGCCGAUGAGAACUGCUUCAAGGUGAUGUUCCUCCAGCGCAAAGGGCAGGUGAUCAUGACCAUCGAGCUUCUAGACACCGAGGAGGCCCAGACAGAGGACCCCGUGGAGGUCCAGCACCUGGCUCGGUACGUGGAGCAGUACGUGGGUACCGAGGGGGCGUCCAGCUCGCCCACUGAGGGCUUCCUCCUGAAGCCCGUGUUUCUGCAGAGGAACCUCAAGAAGUUCCGCAGGUGGCAGUGUGAGCAGGUGCGCGCCCUGCGUGGCGAGGCCAAGAGCUCCUGGAAGCGGCUGGUCGGGGUGGAGAGUGCCUGCAACGUGGACUGCCGCUUCAAGCUGAGCACCCACAAGAUGAUGUUCAUCGUCAACUCUGAGGACUACAUGUACCGCCGCGGGACCCUCUGCCGGGCCAAGCAGGUACAGCCCCUGGUCCUGCUGCGCCACCACCAGCACUUCGAGGAGUGGCACGGCCGCUGGCUGGAGGACAACGUGACGGUGGAGGCGGCUGGCCUGGUGCAGGACUGGCUGAUGGGCGAGGAGGACGAAGACAUGGUGCCCUGCAAGACGCUCUGCGAGACGGCGCACGUGCACGGGCUGCCGGUGACCCGCUACCGGGUGCAGUACAGUCGCCGUGCGGCCUCGCCCUGACUCCGUCCGCGGCCGCUGCCCCGGCGCACAGCUGCACCGGGCGCUUUCACGAACCAGCUGAGGGGCGCGGAGCGACCCCCAGCCUCGCUGCUACAGGCUGCGAGCGCCCGAGAACGGUGGGGUUGUGUUGGCUUGUGGCCCCGUGCUGCCAUCCCUUUCGGCUUCCCUGCUUCCUUUGGGCCCGUCCUGUGCCAAACCUGAGUCCUUCCUGCCCUUGAACUCGGGGGGGCUCACUCCCUGCUGGAAGGGGGAGGAUCCACACGCGAGCCAAGGAGCAAGUGAUUGCCUUUAUGCACCUGCUGGGCCGCUUUCGUCACACGUGCCAAAUCCCCAGGCGGGGGCACCACCGGUCCUUUUGUGCAUACAGUGUCUGGAAAAGUCCGUGAUGAACCGGGCGGGGGCGUGU